Molecule: messenger RNA, 1680 nt
Organism: Lathyrus sativus (Indian pea)
Lineage: Eukaryota; Viridiplantae; Streptophyta; Magnoliopsida; Fabales; Fabaceae
Source: the annotation of a GenBank genome assembly
AUGAUUGGGGAAUCAGGAAAGUGGGUGGUGCUAAUAACAACAGUUUGGAUACAAGCAUUCACCGGAACAAACUUUGAUUUCUCAUCAUACUCAUCUGAGCUGAAAUCAGUUCUUGAUAUAACUCAGCUUCAGUUGAAUUGUCUUUCAGUUGCAUCUGAUAUGGGGAAGGCGUUUGGAUGGUGUUCUGGUGUUUCACUCAUGUAUUUUCCUUUGUGGGUGGUUAUGUUCAUGUCUGCUUUUUUGGGGCUUCUUGGUUAUGGCUUCCAGUGGCUUGUUAUUCAAAGAUUGAUUACCUUGCCUUACUUUCUGGUGUUUUUCCUAUGCUUGAUUGCAGGAUGUAGCAUUUGCUGGUUCAACACAAUCUGCUAUGUAUUAUGCAUAAAAAAUUUCACAACUAACCGUUCACUUGCGUUAUCUUUAAGCAUAAGUUUCAACGGUGUAAGUGCAGCUUUCUACACUCUCAUUGCCAAUGCAAUAAACUCAAACAAUGACACUCUCUAUCUCUUACUCAAUGCCAUUAUUCCUCUCCUCAUUUCAGCAUUAGUACUCAUUCCAAUUCUCCAACAACAGCCACAACCUCAGCAACAACAUUCCGCCUACACACAUAACCUCCGCGAUUCCUUAGUUUUUCUUUGCCUCAACAUCCUUGCACUUGUCACAGGCCUUUACCUUCUCUUCCUAUAUUCCUUCUCGUCGUCGUCCCUGACUGUUGCUCGCGUUAUCCUUGGUGGUGCGAUUUUUCUCUUGGCAGUGCAUUUUUUCUUGCCAAGCAUUGUGAACUUGAAAGAAUGGUCUUGUUUUACCCUCCCUACAAUUUUCAAUCUUGUUGACAAUAACGAUGAAAACGAACUUCACAAAGAACUCAUUUGUAAGGAGGAUAAUGAUGCAAGGAGUAACGGAAGUGUACACAGCAUGAUGAUUGAGAAGAGUUUUUGUUUUGUCAAUGUGUUGGAGAAGGAAAAGAUUACAAUGCUCGGUGAAGAACAUACGACCAAGAUGUUGAUUCGUAGGUGGGACUUUUGGUUAUAUUACAUUGCUUAUUUCUGUGGAGGAACAAUUGGAUUGGUUUAUAGUAAUAACUUGGGACAAAUUUCUCAAUCACUUGGAUAUAUCUCCGAGACAAGUUCUCUUGUGACACUUUACUCCACAUGUUCAUUUUUCGGUCGGCUUCUUGCAGCCGCACCCGACUUAUUCAAUAGCAAGACACGCUUUGCAAGAACUGGAUGGUUUGCAGCAGCCUUGAUACCAACACCGAUCGCCUUCAUUUUACUAGCCAUAACCGGUACUAAAACGGCGUUACAAUUAAGCACAAGCUUAAUUGGAUUAAGUUCCGGCUUUGUGUUUUCUGCGGCAGUAUCUAUAACAUCAGAGCUAUUUGGUCCAAACAGUGUUGGUGUGAACCACAACAUCCUCAUCACAAACAUUCCUUUAGGGUCAUGUCUUUAUGGCCUUCUUGCAGCAUUGGUUUAUGACUCUAAUGCCACGAGUUCAAGACAGUCGAUAUGGCUGCGCGAGAUGUCUAUGUGCAUGGGAAGGAAAUGCUAUAUGCAGACAUUUAUAUGGUGGGGUUGCAUUUCAACUGUUGGAUUGGUUUCAAGUUUCUUGCUUUUCUUAAGGACUAAGCAAGCUUAUGACCGUUUUGAAAGAAAUAAAAAUAGCAACAGAAUACAGGCAAAUUAG